Messenger RNA from Nannospalax galili (Upper Galilee mountains blind mole rat), 1627 nucleotides. RefSeq lists its product as uncharacterized. NCBI's taxonomy places the organism in Eukaryota, Metazoa, Chordata, Mammalia, Rodentia, Spalacidae. Bases 1 to 1119 code for a protein of 372 amino acids. The transcript is spliced from 4 exons. The record is from RefSeq and is a predicted model, not a curated record.
AUGGAACCCAGAGAGGCUCGGCAUAGAAAGCAGCGCGCUGACCAGAGCGCAACUACCACAGGAGUGUGUGUCAUCUGCCCUGUGAACACUGUGCUCCGGACCGCAACGCACUCUAGCUUCGGGUUUGCCUCGCGGUUUGCUCCUGCUAACUGUCCCGGGGUUCCUGGGCCCCGACCUGGACAACUCUGCGCUCUGGCCGGGCGGGUUAACCGAGCAGAUGCUGCAACUCCAAGCACCAGGAGCGUGUUUGCAGGGCUCGAGGAAGAGGAAAAGGGAUGCCAGCUCUUGACAGUCUCUGGUCCUACAUUUCCCUGUAGCCCCAGCGCAGAGAGCUCACUGCAUCUAGCACCUCUGCAGGAAGGACCAGGCUACGGUUCUUCCGGGUGCACCUCGGGGAACCUCAGGACCUGGGCGCACCGAGAGCUGAAACGAGAGUCAGAACUGAACAGGACUUGGGGUGGGCACUUGGGGAUCGGCCACUGCGCUCACCUGUCAGUGGGGUGGGUCUUCCGGUGCUGCGCUGCCGAAGCGUGGCGCUGCGAGCAACCGCGGCCCGAGCCGCUGGAUCAGCCGGACCGAGACGCUGCCACUGCUCACUGGGUCGCCAGGUCCGCGAAGGGCGCACCGAGUGUCAGGCAUCUCCGGGUCUUCGGUUUAAAUGCCUCUGGCCAAGCACGGCGCCCCGAGCCCCGCCUCUCCAUUGGCCAGGCGCCGCUGCCGCCGCCUCGGGACCCGCUAUCCGCCCCCUUUCCCGCCGGCUUCGCCAAGAGUCCAGGCUGCCCUGGACAGGGCAAGAACCCCCAGCGGAAGGCUACAAACAAGGCGGUUCCUCACCCCGGGAAGAGGCACACCGCCGGAUGCUAUGGUCCAGCGGUGGCGGAGCCUCGGCGGCUCCGCCGGAGGCCCCCGACUUCGAGGGCGCUGACCCCUGCGCCCGCGUCAACCCGGCGGGCUCGCGCGCAGCCAACAGGAGUCUGUCGCCAACAUGACACCCUCCUCUCCUCUCUCUCCACGCGUUCCUUCAGCUCUGACGCCGGCUUCGGCUGUGAGUGUAUGGCCGGGAGAAUAAAACUAAAAGGACCCUCCGUAGUCAACGUUUCCAUUUGUAAAUGGCCUUAAAAAGAGCAAGAACAAUCACUAAGCGAUAAGGGUUUUCUGUAGCAUAUUAAAGGUGAAUAAAUCGGAGGGGGGGCGGAAGUUAGGCAAGGAAAUAUCUUCCCAGCAGUUUAAUUAAAAAAAAAAAAAACUACUUAAGUUACUUAAGUGAACACCCCAAGGCACAUUUUGCAGUCAUUACUAAGAACCUGAUGGACAGAAAAAAACACAGCAGUGGUAUAGUCUCCCAUAGAUGCAUGAACACAUUCAUUUAUUUUCUUAGUUUAAAAUUAGUUCUUCAAAGAACCAUCAGUUGUAUGUGUCAAAGAAAUUGCAGUCUGUGCAAAAAUCAACCGGUCUGCGACGUCUCAUCUGCAGACUUGAGUAGGUUCAGUGAAGACUUUGCAAAAGAUUUGUCGAAGGAGCAUACUGAAGGUGCCUGUGUUGCCUCACGAACCAGAACAGUGAAACCACCAAAGGAUGCUUAAGAAACGAUCGUGAUUUAAGCACUUGGCUAGGAAAAUAAAACCGA